Molecule: messenger RNA, 1580 nt
Organism: Cloeon dipterum
Lineage: Eukaryota; Metazoa; Arthropoda; Insecta; Ephemeroptera; Baetidae
Product: D-3-phosphoglycerate dehydrogenase-like
Exons: 7
Coding region: 27-1580 (517 amino acids)
Molecular function (GO): NAD binding; phosphoglycerate dehydrogenase activity
Source: RefSeq, a predicted model, not a curated record
UUCCAGUUCGUUGGUGAACGCGAGACAUGAAACUGGACAGUGUGCUCAUCAGCGACGCCGUCGACCCGGCGUGCGCCCAGCUGCUCAGGGAGAAUGGCAUCCAGGUCACGCACAAAACCAACAUGCCCCGCCAGGAAUUGCUUGAAGAAAUUAAGAAACACGAUGGGCUGAUCGUGCGCUCGGACACCCAAGUGACCAAGCAGUUGAUGGGCAACCUCAAGGUCAUCGGGAUGGCGGGCACCGGAGUGGACAAUAUCGACCUGGCUGCUGCCACCGAGAAAGGAAUCAUCGUAAUGAACACGCCAGGCGCGAAUUCGAUCAGCGCUUGUGAAUUGACCUGCGCUUUGAUAUUGAAUCUUGCCAGGCACGUCUCUUCGGCGAAUUCGGCGCUGAAAAACGGAGUCUGGGAGAGGCAAAGUUAUACCGGCACCGAGCUGUAUGGAAAAACGCUGGCCGUGCUUGGCCUCGGCCGCAUCGGACGAGGAGUGGCAACUAGAAUGCAGGCGUUUGGAAUGAAGACGAUCGGCUACGACCCUGUCAUCAGUUCGGAGGCUGUCAGGGAGUUAAACGUGGAGAAAAUGGAGCUGGAGCAAAUUUGGCCGCUCGCCGACUACAUCACCGUGCACAUGCCCCUCAUUCCACAGACCAAAGACCUGAUCAACUUUGAAGUUUUGAACAAUAAGUGCAAAAAGGGUAUUUACAUCUUGAACGUGGGCCGCGGAGGAAUCGUGAACGAGGAGGAUCUAUUGAGGUCUCUCGAGUCCGGCCAGUGUGGCGGAGCGGCUCUGGACGUGUUCACGGAGGAACCGCCAAAGUCUGCAGGACUCCUUCGACUGCUCGCCCAUCCCAAGGUACUGGUCACCCCGCAUUUGGGUGCCAACACCACCGAGGCCCAGAAAAGGGUGGCUGUACAGAUUGCAGAGCAAUUCAUCGCGCUAGCUAAGGGAGCAAGUCUGUCCGGCGUGGUCAACUGCCCUGCCCUGAUGACCGCAAUGAAAGCGAACAACAAGCCAUGGUUCGACCUGGCGCAGGCCCUGGGUUCCUUUGGGCCCUCGUCCAACUGCACCGUUACCUUGCAGACCCUGGGCCAGGGCAUGGAGCGGCUCACCUCCGACCUUUGCCCUGCCGUGCUGGCCGGCAUGCUGGCCUCAGGGGACGUCAACAUGGUCAACGCCCCCGUGCGGGCCCUGGAGUCCAGAGUGAAAGUGAAGAUCAGGUCGGAGCACCUUCCAGGUGGCAAGGAGCAGGCCCUGGUGGUGAGCUUCAGCGACGGCACACGCGUCCAGGGCAGCGUCAUCGAGGGCGUGCCGUGCAUCCAGGCUGUCAACGACGCCACCUUCGGCCCCAAGAAGGGCGUCGAGCUCAGCGGCAACCUGCUCGCCAACAACCUGGCGAAAAUGGUCAUCAACCAGGGGGACAAGCUCGUCAUACAGACCACCGCGCAGGGCGGCGCCGACUGCGUCGCCGUCCACACUGAAGGCCUCGCGAACGGCAGCAUCACAUUAUACCAUCAUCAUCUAAAUUUCAUCGGAAAAUCCAAUCCUGUUCUGCUGAAGAUUCAUUGCGAAAUUACAAAAUGA